AUGGCCAUCUACAACGAUAUUGGUUUCUACCUCUGCAAUAUUAUAGCUGUACCCGCUCAAGGGUUUUGGGUGGCUUGUUUGAUCACUGCAAUUGGUGCCUUCGCCAUAUAUUCCGCCUUGUUCAGUGCAACAACGUUUCUUUUUAAUUAUGCUGAAGAAAAGGAGCGGAAGAGACUAAUGACGGCACGUGAACCCUUGGAGGCAUACCUUCCGGAAAUGGCAACACAAGCUUCUGCAACUUCUGUAACUAAAACUCCUAUAAGUCAGGCCGGUCUUACUCUGCAGCCAAGCAGCGGUAAAAUAGAAUGGAUAUCUGUGGAUGAUGCAGUACAACAGGUAUUUGGAAUACCACCAAACGUUAAACAUAUGCCCAUUCUGGUGAAAAAUGGUGACAAGCACGGCCCGUUCGCGGAAGAUGAGAGAAAACCAAGAACUCGACCAUCCAUAAAGAGGCUGGUAUGGUCUCCAAGUGGGACAUCAUUGUCACAGGGUUCUUGGCAGCCCUACCAUAAUGGGAAGAUCAAACAAUUUACGCUAGUACGCGACAAACAAAAAUCGCGCAGAACACUUGAAAACCCGAAAGAGGUGAGUUUGCAUGUGAAAAAGGUAGCAAAUUAGAC
Molecule: messenger RNA, 620 nt
Organism: Strongylus vulgaris
Lineage: Eukaryota; Metazoa; Nematoda; Chromadorea; Rhabditida; Strongylidae
Source: the annotation of a GenBank genome assembly